This is a messenger RNA of Diospyros lotus (date-plum), 1710 nucleotides long. RefSeq names its product cell division cycle 20.2, cofactor of APC complex-like. Bases 29 to 1405 code for a protein of 458 amino acids. NCBI's taxonomy places the organism in Eukaryota, Viridiplantae, Streptophyta, Magnoliopsida, Ericales, Ebenaceae. The record is from RefSeq and is a predicted model, not a curated record. Gene Ontology annotation, cellular component: anaphase-promoting complex. Gene Ontology annotation, molecular function: protein binding; ubiquitin ligase activator activity; anaphase-promoting complex binding. Gene Ontology annotation, biological process: positive regulation of anaphase-promoting complex-dependent catabolic process; positive regulation of ubiquitin protein ligase activity; anaphase-promoting complex-dependent catabolic process. The transcript has 8 exons.
UGCUGGGCUUGGCGAAUCAGCAUCAUCGAUGGAUCCAGACGCCGAGUGGAAGAGACCACAGAGCGAUUUGUUCUCUCCGACUCGCCUCCGUAGCAGUCCCGUUCAGUACGAUUUCCCGGGCGAUCGGUUUAUACCCAGUAGGAGCCUGAUGGAUCUUGAUCAUGCUCAUUCUUUGCUCACAACCAGGGCGGAAGUUGCCCCCAGCCCUAAAUUCAAUGAAAAGUACCGGCAGAAGCUGGAGGAGAAUAUAAAUUUAGAUUCUGAAGGAAGGCCAUUCAGGAUGCUGGUUUUCAGGGGUAGCCCAAAAUCAAGUAGAAAGUCUCUUCGUCAUAUUGAUGAAAUGAGGCAUAGUGAGGAGGAGGCUUUACAUUGUUCAAAUAAGCAAUACCGGCGAUUCCCGAAGAGUGAAGCUAGUGUCCUCGAUGCGCCAAAUUUAAUGGAUGAUUACUAUAUGAAUAUCAUGGACUGGGGGAAAACCAACACUCUUGCGGUUGCUUUAGGAUCAGAGAUAUACCUGUGGAAUGCUGGAAACAGAAAAACGCAAAAGUUGCUGCAAGUAGAUCACGAACUUGAUCAUCCUCGUAGCGUAGCCUGGUCUGAAGAUGCUAAAACAGUAGCAGUUGGAUUCAUGUGCUCAGAAAUUCAGCUCUGGGAUGCCGAGGCUCACAAACUUAUCAGAAGCUUAGGUGGUCAUGAAAAAAGAGUAGGCACCCUCGCGUGGAAUGGCCACAUUCUAACAUCUGGCAGCCAAGAUAAAUCUAUUAUUAAUCAUGAUGUACGAGUGAGGACCAAUUCCAUUUCUCGUACAAGAACACAUACUGAUGAAGUAUGUGGUUUGAAAUGGUCAAUUGAUAGCAGCAAAUUGGCAAGUGGUGGAAAUGACAAUCUUGUAUACGUCUGGGAAGCUUCCAAGAUAAGUUCGUCCCAUUUCUUGCAGAGGCUGAAGGAUCAUCAUGGUGCAGUUAAGGCCCUUGCUUGGUGCCCAUAUUACUCUGCUUCUGAUGUACUAGCUUCUGGAGGCGGUACAGCAGAUAAAUGUAUCAAGAUAUGGAAUGUGAUGACAGGACAAUGCAUUAACAGCAUUGACACCAAAGCACAGGUUUGCGGCUUGGAAUGGAACAGGCAUCACAAGGAAAUACUGAGCGGCCAUGGCUUCAGUGAAGGUGAGCACGGGAACCAACUGUGCUUGUGGAAGUAUCCUUCCAUGUCUAAAACAGAAGGGGUAAUGAGGCAUUCAUCUAGAGUCCUCCAACUUUCACAGAGCCCAGAUGGACUGACAGUAGUAUCAGCUGGAGCAGACGAGACCCUUCGGUUAUGGGAGAUUUUUGGACCUCCACAGAACAGCAACUCUAGGAUUUCACAUCUGGAUGGCAUGUUGUCCUUGAGGGCAUUCCCAUUAAGAUGAAAGGAAAUGGAAUACUGGGUAUCUUUUCUAUUUGCAACUGAUGUUAGUUUUGUGCAUAAGGAUGAGAAUAGUCUGUUUCCUAGAUAAAUUUGGCAAAUAUGCCAUUUGGUUUUUGGUUCCUGCAUAUCAAAUGCCCGAUGCCUUUGUAAGAUUUUGUAGCAUAUAUGUCUAGAAUUCUAAUGCUCGGACAUAAUUAUCCAUCUUUACAAACUGUGAAAAGGCACAAAAAUCCUUAUAGUAGCACUCUUAGUCAUAGGCUGCCUGUAAAUGCUAGUUUCCCUCAGAUCAAUAUGAACAGUCAAAAG